Messenger RNA from Exaiptasia diaphana, 1178 nucleotides. Its product is annotated as potassium channel subfamily K member 15. Gene Ontology annotation, cellular component: membrane. The record is from RefSeq and is a predicted model, not a curated record. Gene Ontology annotation, biological process: potassium ion transmembrane transport; stabilization of membrane potential. Gene Ontology annotation, molecular function: potassium ion leak channel activity. The coding region runs from base 77 to 622 and encodes 181 amino acids. The transcript has a single exon. Lineage: Eukaryota; Metazoa; Cnidaria; Anthozoa; Actiniaria; Aiptasiidae.
UGGUGAUAUUACGCCCAAAACAGCUCUUGGCCAAGGAAUUACCAUUCUCUAUUGCUUGUUUGGUCUGCCACUAACAAUGCUGGCUCUAAAGUCAUCAGGCGAGGUCAUUCUUCUAGCUUUACGAUCGGCCACAAAUUGCUUGGAAAAGAAACUCCUCGGACAUCAAAAUCCAGAAAUGGAUUUUAUAAAAUUGCUUGUAACAAUAAUCUUUUGUCAAGUUUCUUUGAUUUGUAUAUUUGCUGCUGUUCAGAUGAAMACCGACGGUUGGACGUUCCUUGAAGGAGUUUACUGUUGGUUCAUCUCUUUUACGACCAUCGGAUUCGGAGACUACGUUCCUUUUAGUSAAUAUGAAGGAAAAAAGAAAUCACAAGYGGUGAGCAAGUUUGCUGCAAUAUUUGUGACUUUUCCGUACAUCAUUGGCCUUUGUUUGYUUGCUUCAUUGCUGAAUCUGAUUGUUGAUAAUUCCGAGCAGAUGAAGCGACGUUGUGGUGCUUGGUGUUGUUCUUAUUGUGAUUGCGAAAAUGGCGUGGAUCCACAUGAAGGCAGCAAUUCAAAUAGACCAAACGAYGAAGCACAAGAUAAUAACGUUCAUCUUCAAAGCUUUACUAAAACUGCUGCAUAAUUACUACAAGAAAAUGUCUGGAUAUAUUUGAAUAUCUUCUGAAGUACCUAUUUGAUCUUUACGAAAAGGAAGCAAUAGAAAGGAAGGAUUCCUUCCUCUCUUUUCCUCUUCUUCUCGUUAUAAUACCUAGGCCUAGUCCGGGACCUAAAAUCGCCGUAAGUUUGGGCGAUUGUAGGCGAUUUUAAGCGAUUUUAGGCGAUUAAGCAAAAAUCACUAAAAACCCAUCUAAAUCUAAGGCGAUUUACUGCGAUUUUGGGCGAUUUUAGGCGAUUUUUAGGCGAUUUUAGGCAAUUUUAGGUCCCGUACUAGGCCUAACACCUUAAUCUUCGCCUCUUCCGCCCGGGCUUAGCUUCCUACCAAGGCAACUGAUUUUUUCCUCUUCGGGGCUUUGUAACGGUUAUAUUGACUAUUUUCUGACUCUCAGCAAAAAGACAGGAAGCCCGUGACUCUUAGUGAUGCCUUUGGAGAAGGCGAAUCCAAGCGAUAAAUUUGCAGAAUAGAUGAAGUUCACUCCCGUCACAUAUAGAAUGCUUUUAAUAAAAGUCGUGUCUCGUUA